GAAGCUUGUGAUAGCGCUAGCGGAUACCAACCGGUUCACAUGAAGAGACAAAAGCAAUAUUAAUGGCAUGGCUGAGGCAACAUCAUUCAUACCUACUAGCUCGCAUGACCUCUACAUAUCUAUACCAGCCCUCACCUCAAUGGACUUCCGUGCAUCCCAGGCCAUUUUAUCCUCUGCAUGAACACCCAGCAUCUCUCGCGUAUCCUCAACUACCCUCAUCGCCUCGACCGCCGGCAUUUCAUGACUUGUACACACUCAGCACUCAUAUCAUCCCAGCAGCAUAUCCACGGGUGGUCCCAGAUAUCCCAAUUCCAGAGGCACCCUCUCAAUAUACAGAUAAAGAGGAACGUAAACGCCAUGUCCAACGAUUGGGAGGUGAGAUAGCAGAGAGGCAGGAGCUCUUCGGACGCGGUCAGCUACCAGGCGAACCUAGUCGGAAGGUUCUCUGGAACUGUAUCAAUCGCUACGUGAAGAAUACACACAGCACAGACAACAAAUCAAAGGGCGUCACUUUGCUUCUUGCUCAUGCGAAUGGAUUCCCCAAGGAAAUAUGGGAGACAACUCUGCGGUAUCUGUUCUCCUCUCCUGAAGGACCUCCGAUAGAUGAAGUUUGGUCUUUUGAAGCUGUGCAACACGGCGAUUCUGCGCUCUUGAACGCCAGUAACCUCAGUGGAAUAUACGAAUGGAUGGACAAUGCACGGGAUAUAGCAAAUUUUUUAUUGAACUAUAUCCCUUCCGCAGUUUCCAAUACGGUCCUUUCCACUCAUCUCCCUCGUGUUUCUAAUGAUGUGAGUAAGACGCGCACACGUGAUGGUUUCACGCAUCGCACAUUGGUGGUUGUAGGCCACUCUUUUGGAGGCUGCUCGUCGGUCAUGGCAGCAUUGAAAUUUCCAGCUCUGUUCUCUUCGAUGAUACUCAUAGAUCCCGUUAUCGUUCAGCCAUACCAAUACCGCGGCGACAGUCUUCGUGCAUUCGUGAUCGGUGCUAUUCUAAGACGAGACAGGUGGCCAUCUCGUGAGGAGGCAUUGCGGAUGUUUAAAGCAAGCCCCUUUUUUGCCGCCUGGCAUCCUGAUGUUUUGCAGCUUUACGUUGAUUAUGGACUAACGGAUACUCCAGAAGGCGAGGUGAAGCUGAAGAUGUCUGGCAUGCAUGAGGCCCUCUCUUUUGCCAACAACCUGGCCUCUAAUGAAACGUGGGAGCUGCUUGAGAAUCUAGAUAAGAAAAUUGAGCUGAGAUGGAUUGUUCCCGGAAAACCAAAGGAUAAGGGCAUUCAAGGUGAAGAAGCGACAAGAAUCAGGGUGUGGCGAAGACCUGAAAACUCGUCGAAUAUUGUGAUACAUUCUGCAGGACACCUUGUCGUACAGGAAUCACCACAGGAGCUAGCACAAAACAUUUCAGAUUUUUUGAAACGGAAGUAUAAAGCUACUGGUAUGAAGGCUCAGCUGUGAUGUUAAGUAGUACAGGGUUCAUGGUGGACGUCGUUAGAAACACAGCCGCGUAUAAUACACGUCGUCUUGUGAGAAAGCGGGGGAGGGGCUACCCCGGCCCGAAAAUGUAUGUGUAUGAAGACCCCCAAAACCGCGAGAAUACCAUUCUUUGUUUAAAUCGCUCG
Messenger RNA from Serpula lacrymans var. lacrymans S7.9, 1612 nucleotides. RefSeq lists its product as uncharacterized. The coding region runs from base 63 to 1448 and encodes 461 amino acids. The transcript is spliced from 8 exons. The record is from RefSeq and is a predicted model, not a curated record. Lineage: Eukaryota; Fungi; Basidiomycota; Agaricomycetes; Boletales; Serpulaceae.